AUGCUCGGACUCAAGGCGACGAUGGCAGUCAUCGACAACACCGGCGCCCUGGUGGCCGAGUGUGUGAAUGUGCUGAAGAACCCGACACGGCAUGGCCUGGCGCGCGUCGGCGACGAGAUCGUCGUCGUCGUGCAAAAGGCACGGCCCAUCACCAACGUCGCCGGCCAGUCGUCGGCCGGCGGCAACAAGGUGCGGCGCGGCGACGUGCGGCACGCCGUCGUGGUGCGCACCAAGAAGGAGAUGACGCGCCCCGACGGGCGCACGGUGCGCUUCGACGACAAUGCCUGUGUGCUGCUCAACAACAAGCGCGAGCCGGCGGGCACGCGCAUCAACGGCGUCGUCGCCGCCGAGCUGCGCCAGGCCGGCUGGAGCAAGAUUCUCGCCCUCGCACCAAAGGUCGUCUAG
Tilletiopsis washingtonensis is the source of this 405-nucleotide messenger RNA. Its product is annotated as putative MRPL38-mitochondrial ribosomal protein, large subunit. The transcript has 3 exons. Gene Ontology annotation, cellular component: ribosome; mitochondrial large ribosomal subunit. Gene Ontology annotation, biological process: translation. Gene Ontology annotation, molecular function: structural constituent of ribosome; large ribosomal subunit rRNA binding. NCBI's taxonomy places the organism in Eukaryota, Fungi, Basidiomycota, Exobasidiomycetes, Entylomatales. Bases 1 to 405 code for a protein of 134 amino acids. The record is from RefSeq and is a predicted model, not a curated record.